Molecule: messenger RNA, 5864 nt
Organism: Sapajus apella (tufted capuchin)
Lineage: Eukaryota; Metazoa; Chordata; Mammalia; Primates; Cebidae
Gene: RCOR1
Product: REST corepressor 1
Exons: 12
Coding region: 296-1768 (490 amino acids)
Biological process (GO): regulation of transcription by RNA polymerase II; negative regulation of DNA-templated transcription
Cellular component (GO): transcription regulator complex; histone deacetylase complex
Molecular function (GO): transcription corepressor activity
Source: RefSeq, a predicted model, not a curated record
CCGUGCAGGCCCCGCCCCUGCCUCCUCCCCUCCCCUCUCGCUGCUCCCGGAGUAGUUGGUGCCAGUGAAGUGAGGGCGGCGAUGAGAGCGAAAGUUGCGCUCGGCUCGGCGCUGGGGGCUUGAACCGGCUCCGCGCUCUGCCUGUCUGGGCCUCCCCGUGCUCGGACUCGCGCCCGUGGGGUCCCGGCCCGCCCGCCUGGCCCUGCGCCCGCCCCGCACCCCCUCCCCCGGCUUUGCGCCCCCUCCUCAGGAGUCGCGGGUCCCCGCCACUUUCGCACAGCCCCGGCCCCCGUCGAUGCCGGCCAUGGUGGAGAAGGGCCCCGAGGUCUCAGGGAAGCGGAGAGGGAGGAACAACGCGGCCGCUGCCGCCUCCGCCGCCGCCGCCGCUGCCUCCGCCGCCGCCGCCUCGGCCGCCUGCGCCUCGCCCGCCGCCGCCGCCGCCUCGGCCGCCGCCGCCGCCUCCUCCGCCUCGACCGCCGCCGCCUCGGCCGCCGCCGCCCCCAAUAAUGGCCAGAAUAAAAGUUUGGCGGCGGCGGCGCCCAAUGGCAACAGCAGCAGCAACUCCUGGGAGGAAGGCAGCUCAGGCUCGUCCAGCGACGAGGAGCACGGUGGAGGCGGCAUGAGGGUCGGACCCCAGUACCAGGCGGUGGUGCCCGACUUCGACCCCGCCAAACUGGCAAGACGCAGUCAAGAACGCGACAAUCUUGGCAUGUUGGUCUGGUCGCCCAAUCAAAAUCUUUCAGAAGCAAAGUUGGAUGAGUACAUUGCCAUUGCCAAAGAAAAGCAUGGGUACAACAUGGAACAGGCUCUUGGGAUGCUCUUCUGGCAUAAACAUAAUAUCGAAAAGUCAUUGGCUGAUUUGCCCAACUUUACCCCUUUCCCAGAUGAGUGGACUGUGGAAGAUAAAGUCUUAUUUGAGCAAGCCUUUAGUUUUCAUGGGAAAACUUUUCAUAGAAUCCAACAAAUGCUUCCUGAUAAAUCUAUAGCAAGUCUGGUAAAAUUUUACUAUUCUUGGAAGAAGACGAGAACUAAAACUAGUGUGAUGGAUCGCCAUGCCCGGAAACAAAAACGGGAGCGGGAGGAGAGUGAGGACGAACUGGAAGAAACAAAUGGAAAUAAUCCCAUUGACAUUGAGGUUGAUCAAAACAAGGAAAGCAAAAAGGAGGUGCCCCCUACUGAGACAGUUCCUCAGGUCAAAAAAGAAAAACAUAGCACACAAGCUAAAAAUAGAGCAAAAAGGAAACCUCCUAAAGGAAUGUUUCUUUCUCAAGAAGAUGUGGAGGCUGUUUCUGCCAAUGCCACUGCUGCCACCACGGUGCUGAGACAACUAGACAUGGAAUUGGUUUCAGUCAAACGACAGAUCCAGAAUAUUAAACAGACAAACAGUGCCCUCAAAGAAAAACUUGAUGGUGGAAUAGAACCAUAUCGACUUCCAGAGGUCAUUCAGAAAUGUAAUGCACGUUGGACUACAGAAGAGCAGCUUCUCGCCGUACAAGCCAUCAGGAAAUACGGCCGAGAUUUUCAGGCAAUCUCAGACGUGAUUGGGAACAAGUCAGUGGUACAAGUGAAAAACUUUUUCGUUAAUUAUCGACGCCGCUUCAACAUAGAUGAAGUUUUACAAGAAUGGGAAGCAGAACAUGGUAAAGAAGAGACCAAUGGGCCCAGUAACCAGAAACCUGUGAAGUCCCCAGAUAAUUCCAUUAAGAUGCCUGAAGAGGAAGACGAGGCUCCUUCUGUUCUGGAUGUCAGAUAUACAUCUGCCUCCUGAGGAACUCUGGUGGCUUUGAACAAUUGGUGUGGACUACUGUGUUAUCCGGGAUAUCAGGUAUUACGAGACAUCACCUAGCCAUCUGCAUCACAUCUCUCUGGACAAGCAGCUAUUACCAAAAAAGGCAUAUCCUUCCAGUCCUGUGCUCCAUCUGCCUUAAUUCUUUGCUCGUUCCUCCAUGUUGGCGCCACUUCCCAGAGAGCUCCACUGCAUCUCUCGCACUCUGCCUCCGUGCCGGGGAAUCUCAUGGCCUGCACAUCUCUUGUGACUCUGGGAACCGCCUCCCCCGCCGGAGCCCCUGAGCCCCAUCAAUGGCAGCUCUUCCCAGUCAGCAGCUUCAGAGCAGGCAGUCUCCUCGGAAGGCCCGACUCUGUUCCUGCAUGGCCUGCAAUUUCUACUUUGUGCAUAGAGUAAUUUUCAGAGUAACCGCGAUGCUGUUGGCGUUCUAGAAAGUUUCUCUUGUUCUUUUCUGAGACAGCCACCUAAGUGAUAAUCUGCUUUUUUUGGAAAUCACAAUAUAUUGCCAGACUACAUCAUAACCUUUAUCAUGCCAAGCAUCCUGAUGCAACUCACAUUUUCCUAAACAUGGGGUAUAGUUACAGUUUAUAAAUUGAGUUGGCUUAAAUCUCUUCCUUCUCCCUUCCCAAGUGUUACAAAGCUCAUUCACUGCAACUGUCCUUGGACACUAGCUUAAAGGGAACGUGGACCUCAAUGCUUUCUGCCUUCAACUUUUCAGCAUUGUGACCCCAGGGUGGGUGCCACCCCAUCUUUUCCUGACCCCCACCCCCACCUCCAAGAGGUUUGGCCCACAUCACUGUACCUGGUGCUUGUACAUUUGGAAUUGGUGCCUUCUCCUUUUGGCAACCAUGGUAUCAAUCCUUUUUCUGUUUUAGUGUCUUAUUUCUUCUUUCAAGUUAUUUGCUAGCCAAAGAUGACAUCACUGAGAUGAGGAGACGGGAGCUUGCUGCAGAUUCUGACAGCGCAGAUUGUAAAUGUCAGUGUCAGAAUAUUAGAACAGCUGCGAUGGUUUCUGAAAGCUGCAUGUUGUUCCGCAUUUUCUCAGUUCGCCUGGCCUUUUAUGUGGCACUCCGUAUGCCAGUGUGUGUCCUUCAUGUGCUGAUGUGAUGACACAAACACCAUCCACACUCUUAAUAUCAGAGUACAGGACAGAGAAGUGAUCAAUGUACUGGUCUAGUGAGACUGAGAUGAAGAGAAAUCACCUACAAAGUGGUCUGUAAUGCCUUUUGGUUGGACUGGGAACAAGUAAAAUUUUCUCAUAAACAUGUUGAGACUUCCAGAAUCACUUUUGUUAUCUUACCAGACCGUGGGCCGCUGAGGGUUGAGGAGCAGACUGUCAGACUGCAUUCUCACAUGCCCUGUUCCCACCCCACGGCCAUUCAGACUGCACUAAAUACGUUGAAGUCGCUUUUGUUGUUGUUUGCAUCAUUUAAAUAUUUUUUUCUGCUUUUAAUACCAAAAAAAAAAAAAAAAUGCAGAUGCUUUAAGGCAUAAACAGAAUUCUUAAGAAUUUAAAAUAUGCAAUUAAAAUUUGAUAUGUUUUGACUCCCAAGCACCUUGUUUUUGUUGUUGUUGUUGUUGAAGUCAGCUGAUUUUCCCUUUAGAAAGAGGGUCAGCUAGAAACCUAGGUAUUUUGGAAUUGUUAAUUGCAUUUUAGUAUAGUCUGGAGAAAGGUCAUUCAAAAGGGAAGUACAAUGGGACUUGCCCGCCCUUCAUCAUCUCAUUCCCGUACCAGGUGUGUGUUGGUCACAUAAGCGCCUGGGAAGCAGCAGAGGAGUCCCAGUUGUCGCUGCUACCUGGAGACAGGGUUAGCAAAAUAACACUAGGGUUGAGGGAAGGCCUUUUUUUUUUUUUUUUUUUUUUUUUUUUUAAAAAACAAAAACAAAAACAAAAAACCAUAAGCCCGCUGUGUACACCGAGGGCGGCGGGAGAAGCAUGAGAAGGAGUCAGCCUAAGUUUGCACAUUGCGUAAAGGGGACACUAAGGUAUGAGCCGAAGCUUUAGGUUCUCCUUGCUUCCCUCAAGACUUCCUUCCUGUAACAGAAGCAGCAGGCAAUUGCUGCACUGCGUUUCUUGCCCUGCCAGUAGGUCUGUAUCUCCCGUAAGGAAAAAUAGCCUGAUCCCUUCUGGCAGCAUUUGGAAGCUUGAUGCUAAUUCUUACAUAGCGUGGCAAGCCAGCCACGAGUGCCAGGCCUUGAUCUGUAUUCUGCACUAUGCCCUUACUUGGUUCCUGGCACUGAGUGGUCCCCCAGCCCUGAAGAAUCACUUGAGAUCAUCACAGCAGCUGAACUAGGCUUUCUCCCCAAGGGGCAGGGGCAUGUCGUUUUCAUUUGACGGGGAAAAGAGGUAGCUGUCCUUGACUGCCUUUGUUGUGGUUUCCUGCGUAAGAUAGCACUGUGUUUUCAACUUUUUUUCAUUACACUGUCUUUGCAAUGAUGUAAAUGUAAGAAAUCACUUGGCUUUAAAAGCGAAGUGGUUGGUUAUUUAUGUGAAGACUUUUUAACAUAUCAAGAAUUAGGUGCGUUGGCAGGUAGGGUUUGGGAUGUGGUAACUGCUUCAGAUGGAAUGUUCACUUAAGCUUUGUCUUCUUAAAAGUUAUCAAUGUGAAUGUCAUAAUUAUAUAUAUUUUUGUGGAAAUUUUUCUCAUAAGUUAUUGUGCAAAAUAUAGUAUCAUUGAUGCAAAUAAUAGUUUUAAACUUUUAGUUUAGAAACCCUAAAAGAUAUAAAUUGUAUUACAUAUGCAUUAAAAGUUUGUUUUAUUUAAUUUUAUGUAGAUGUGUAAAGUGUUAGGUAAACUUUUUUUCACUUAUCCAUUUAAACACCUUGUUACUUGAAUAUUGUGUUGACUGGUCUGCAACAGUGAUCCAUUCUGUAAUAUAGCUCUUUUAACUGGGAAGGAACCACGCCCCAGUUGUGCUGAUUACAUUCGUGGUGGCUCACAGGUGGGUGCUGGUGUUGGCAGGAGCCAGAGGUUGGUGUAACGCAAUGCUGCGUUAUCUUGGUGCACAGAAUUUGUGGAGACGCCGCUUCCUCAAAAUGGUUUUUGAUCAUUUUUUAUCUAUAAGACCUUUUGAUGCUCACAAACCUCUAUUCAACACACAAAACAAAAAUGAAAAGGUAGUUGGGUUGUAAAAGCUUACUGUGGUGGACUCAUUAAGCAGUGGUUUUCUGUUCAUAGAAAGUUUCCUCAGAUACCACACACCACUGUUAACUGUGCUCAUUGUCACUUUAAAUUUCAACUAUACCCUGUUUUUGUCAUUCUAAAUAUCAGACGUACUAUUGGUAUAAUUGCACACCAAAAAUCAGCCAAACUGUGCAUUACGCUGACUGGAUCCCUGCUUUUAUGUGAGCUAAGAAAAGAUGGAGCCAACUCCAACAAGGGCCUCUUUUUCUCUCUUGUCUAGCCUGUUUCUAAACCGAAUGACCCAGGAUUCAAGCUUUUAGUAUCAAGUGAAACUUUGCCUCAGAUGGACUCCAGGUAGUUUAGGUCAUCUAUAUCUAGCGGUCCUGUGCGAUGCUGUUUCUGCCACUCCCUGAAUCUCCGCAGCUUCUCUUAUGUUGUAGUAAAGCACAAUUGCAGCGACGUCGCAUCAGAAGAAGGAAGGUCAGCAGAGGUGAUGCAUGUUGUAUGAUGAUGAGUGUUUACAGCCACCUUCUCCUAAGAAGAAAAUUUACACUGGGGUGGGUAGUAUUCCAUUAUGUAGACUUAGCGACUUUGCUAAGUGCUUUUUAGACUGCUUAAAAAAUUUUCAAGAUUUUAAAAGAUGUAUAAGGUUAAGUUUGCAAAUAUAAUGGAAAUGCUGUAUAUCUUUUGAAGUGAUAAAAUCCACGUUGGAAUUUUAAAGAAAAUAUGCUGUAAUAAUGCUGUUGUAAGUAAUAUUUUAAUGUCUCUUUGCCUGUUUUCUAUUUCAGCACAUUCAUUGUGGUGAAUGUUCAUAGCAUUAUAACUGCUUAGCCAUUGAAUGAUAACAUUUGUUAGUGGAAAUUGGAAAAUUUAUUUGUGAAAUUCUGCAGAAUUCAUUUUUCUAUUUCCAAUAUUUGCUGAGGUUAAAUAAAAAUUUUCAAGCCAUUGAUGUAA